Molecule: messenger RNA, 2049 nt
Organism: Cynoglossus semilaevis (tongue sole)
Lineage: Eukaryota; Metazoa; Chordata; Actinopteri; Pleuronectiformes; Cynoglossidae
Exons: 4
Coding region: 1109-1771 (220 amino acids)
Source: RefSeq, a predicted model, not a curated record
UUCAGUUCAAGUCCAUAAAACAGACAGCAAGAAGAAAACCACUGCGGUGACAUCAUCACCUCCUCCACCCUCGUCAUGUUUGAUCUCAGCUGAGAAACUGACGUCAGCCUGAAAUUGACUUCUGAACUCAGCACUGACCCCUAGUGGAUCAACUGAGUGAAUUAUUUGUCAUUGUGACACUGCACACACAACGACAUGUGACCUCCCCAUCACCAAUGUCAGCAGGGGGCAGCGUUAAGCGCCGGGGGAGCAGCGUGUGGGGACGGACUCGAGCCUGAAACCUUCCGGCAGCCAGCACUGCCCGUGGUUCCACAGUGUAGCGGUUACUGCUCACACAGCUGUAGCUCGGCCAACAGGACUAGCCUGUCCCUCCUGGUUCAGACCUGCUGUGCUACAGACGGUCCAGAACGCGGCGGCCCAUCUUCAAUCACUGACACUCUUCUGUGUUUCAAUGGUCUGUGAGACUCCGAUGAACGAUGGCCGACAGGCCCUAAGGAACGCAGCUGUGACGGGUGACGGGUGACGGUUGCUGAAGCGAAGACUUGAGCACGGUAAGAGUUUGGACAACUUCCUGACGGAUUCAAGGAAAUUCUGGUCCACCAUCUGCCAACCUCGGUAGGGGGACGCAGUACACCAUCAACACCUUGGGGUAGGGAUGGAUCGCCGUGGACCUCGACUCAGGACACUGGAGGUAAGUGGAAGGGAAUUCUCCAAAGACCGUCGGGGAUCCAGGACCGGCUGCUCUAUCUCUGGGGCUGAGGUUGCCACAGCAGUCAAAAAGCACCUUGGUGGAAGACUUACCCACAGUUUCUUACAGCGCUGGAUCUUAAGGGGCCGUCUAAGGUGACACACCUCUACAGCGUUGGAUGGCGCCGCUCUACAAAAAGAAGGAUCGGAGCGUGUGGGGAACCACACUCCUCAGAGUCCUCCUGUCAGGGAGUCCUAAAGGCAGGACUGUCUGUUUGUUGGAUGGAUGGAUGGAUGGAUGGAUGGAUGGAUGGAUGGUCAGUUGCUGCUAUGGUGAUGGGAGGGCGGUCCCUGAACUGCAGAGCUGCAGGCACAUUUGACUGAGACAGAGCAACCAGUGGGUACGAGCUUCUGUUUCAUCAUGUAUCUUCAUUUCCUCUGGAAUUAUGGUAAGGUUCAGAAAGACGAAGGCGUAAAGGAACGUUCCUCAUCAGAGUUAUGUGUGGAUGUGGACGGGGACAAAGGUGGUCAGACGGAGGGAAAUGCUGCCCAGUACCGUGUUGGCUGUAUAGUUCUCUCAGUGAUCUGCUUCGUCCUGCUGCUGGCGGUCAUAGUCCUCAGUGUAGGAGGAAGAAGAGAAGUGGCAGCUGUGGAGAACAACAUUUCAUCUGCUGUGACCUACAGCCUGGAACAAUGUCAGACCCUGGUGUCUCCAACCACAGUUUGUCCAGACACAGAGAGAGCACCUGAGGACAGGACCAGCCCAUCUGCUACAACCUGCAGCCUGGAACAAUGCCAAGACCAUCUGACCAAAACCCAGCCUGUCCUGUGUCCAGAGAUGGAGGAGACCACAGCAGACAGCAGAACCUGUCCACCCACUGAGACCUGCACUGUUGAACAAUGUCAGGCCCAUGUGACCAGCGCCCCCUGUGGUACGUGCCGCACCACGAGGAGAGACGUACAAGUAAAAUACAUUUGGAAGAGCUGGAAAUUUUUAUGGAAAUAUCAGAGCGUGAACCCUGUGUCAUCAGCAGGGAUGCAGCAGUACCACUAUGAGUAUCACCAUAAGGCUAAUACUUCAUAAAAUACCCUCAUGUUCAAAAACUUGGUGGCCAAGGCCAAGAUAUUAUAGUUUUUUAAGUUGCAUUUUAUUUUGCCAGGAGAAAAGGUUUCAAACAAAAACAAAGGUUUCUCACUAAAACCUAACGCAGGCUAAAACACACAGAACACGGCGAGGUGUCAGCAGGUCAGUGUUGAGGACGAGGAGGAGGAGGGGGAGGGGUCAGAAGGUCGACGCCAGCUGGUUUAAAUAUCUGUCAUCCACCAAUCCCCUCGCACCUUUUCUGUCAUGUGAUCUCGCAA